UCUCUGCCCCUGCAGGGCAUGUCCCGCUCCAACAGUGUGAGCCCUCCGGGGUUUGGAGCCCCUGCUGCACCCAGGAGUGGAGGUGCAGACCAGCACCGCUCUGCCUGGGGAGAAGCGGAAGCUAGAGCCAAUGGCUAUUCCUACCCUCUUCCUACCAGAUCCUCGGUCAAGAAGUCUUCCCGGAUGUCGAGCAGGUGGAGAAGUGAGGAAGACUAUGAGCCUCCCCGGAGCCGUGGGGUAAGUGGCUGCAGAAUGAUGAGCUUCAGGUCCAAAUCUGCCUGGCAGGAUCAUGGGGGUGACAAGAGCCAGCACACUCUCCGGACGGGUGACCCCUCACUGGCCACAAGCCCCAGGCGCUAUGGUGCGGAGCAAGGCGAGGUGCGCCCACGCUCUGUGGAACUGGGGCUGGAGGAGAAGCGGAUCAAGGCCAAGAUUGAGGAGCUGGAGGAGGAAGAGCAGCUGGAUGACAGUGGGGUCUCGGAGAUGGUCUUCUCCAUGGGCAGCUGCUGCGGCAGCUUGCUGCAGAUCUUCAGGUCCAAGAAGUUCCAGUCGGAGAAGCUGGAGCACCUUUACCAGCGCUAUUUUUUCCGUCUCAACCAGAGCAGCCUGACCAUGCUGAUGGCAGUCUUGGUCUUGGUGUGUCUGGUCAUGCUGCUCUUCCACACCGUUCAUGGCCACUACCAGGUGCCCUAUGUGGUGGUGCUGUCCUUGGCCAUCCUGCUGCUGGUGGCCCUGGGUGCUGUCUGCAAUCGCAACGACUUCCACCAGGACCACAUGUGGCUCAUGUGCUACUCUGUCAUUCUGGUGGUGCUGGCGGUGCAAGUGGUUGGCUGCUUGCUGAUGCAGCCCAGGAGUGCUUCGGAGGGCAUCUGGUGGACUAUCUUCUUCAUUUACAGCAUCUACACUUUGCUGCCAGUCAGGAUGAGGGCCGCUGUAAUCAGUGGGGUGGUCCUGUCUGCCAUCCACCUGGCCAUCUCUCUCAAAAUCAACGCAGAAGACAAGUUCUUAUUGAAACAGCUGGUGUCCAACAUCCUCAUCUUCACCUGCACGAACAUUGUAGGAGUGUGUACACAUUACCCAGCAGAGGUUUCCCAAAGACAGGCAUUCCAGGAGACUAGGGAAUGCAUUCAAGCCCGUCUACAUUCUCAGAGAGAAAACCAGCAGCAGGAGCGCCUCCUCCUUUCUGUACUCCCUCGCCAUGUUGCCAUGGAGAUGAAAGCUGACAUUAAUGCCAAAAAGGAAGAUAUGAUGUUUCAUAAAAUCUACAUCCAGAAGCAUGACAAUGUCAGCAUACUCUUUGCAGACAUCGAGGGCUUUACCAGUCUGGCUUCCCAAUGCACUGCUCAGGAGCUGGUGAUGACGCUGAACGAGCUCUUUGCCAGAUUUGAUAAACUUGCAGCUGAGAAUCACUGUUUACGUAUAAAAAUCCUAGGCGAUUGCUAUUACUGUGUGUCUGGGUUACCUGAAGCAAGAGCAGACCAUGCACACUGCUGUGUUGAAAUGGGAAUGGAUAUGAUAGAGGCCAUCUCAUUAGUGCGGGAGGUGACAGGCGUCAAUGUGAACAUGCGAGUUGGGAUCCAUAGUGGGAGAGUUCACUGUGGAGUCUUGGGCCUCCGGAAAUGGCAGUUUGAUGUUUGGUCAAAUGAUGUCACUUUAGCCAAUCACAUGGAAGCAGGCGGCAAAGCUGGGCGAAUCCACAUAACCAAAGCUACACUUAACUAUCUGAAUGGUGACUAUGAAGUGGAGCUGGGGUUUGGAGGAGAACGCAAUGCUUACCUCAAGGAGCAUAGCAUAGAGACCUUCCUCAUUGUACAGUGCAGCCAAAAAAGGAAAGAUGAGAAAGCGACGAUAGCCAAAAUGAACCGUCAGCGCACUAAUUCCAUUGGCCACAACCCGCCACACUGGGGAGUGGAACGUUCCUUUUAUAACCACCUUGGCAGUAACCAGGUCUCCAAAGAGAUGAAAAGAAUGGGUUUUGAAGAUCCAAAAGACAAGAAUAUCCAGGAAAGCAUGAAUCCAGAAGAUGAGGUGGAUGAGUUUCUAGGCCGUGCUAUUGAUGCCAGAAGUAUCGACCGGUUACGUUCUGAACAUGUUCGCAAGUUCCUCUUAACAUUCAGAGAGCUCGAUUUGGAGAGGAAGUACUCCAAGCAAGUGGAUGAUCGAUUUGGUGCAUAUGUGGCUUGUGCCUCCCUAGUCUUCCUCUUUGUCUGCUUUGUUCAAAUCACAAUUGUGCCACACUCCAUGUUUAUGCUGGGCUUCUACCUGACCUGUUUUGUGAUCCUGACCACAGUGGUGUUUGUUUCAGUCAUUUACUCCUGCGUAAAGCUUUUUCCAGCUCCACUCCAGACCCUCUCAAGGAAGAUUGUUCAGUCCAGGAUGAAUAACACCAUUGUAGGGGUCUUCACCAUUAUACUGGUUUUUCUCUCAGCCUUUGUCAACAUGUUCACAUGCAGUACUGUGAAUCUCCUUGACUGUGUGGCUGCAGAGCAUAACAUCACCCCACAUGAGGUGAACAUGUGCCAUAUCAGCUUCUCUGCCUCCAAUUACAGCCUCGCAACAGUGCAGGGCUUCUGUGCCAGCUCCCAGCCCAACUGCAACUUUCCAGAGUAUUUUACCUACAGUGUCUUACUGAGCCUUCUGGCCUGCUCCGUGUUCCUUCAGAUCAGCUGCAUUGGAAAACUAAUUUUGAUGUUGAUUAUUGAAUUUAUAUACGUCAUCGUUGUGGAAGUGCCAGGGGUUACCCUCUUUGAUAACGCAGAUCUUCUGGUUAAAGCCAAUGCCAUUGUGUUUCCCAAUGAGACUUGGAAUGAAAUAUGCCCUCCAAGUGUGUCCAGGGUGGCCUUGAAGAUUGUGACCCCUGUAGUUAUCACCGUUUUUGUCUUAACGGUAUACCUGCAUGCGCAGCAGGUGGAAUCCACAGCAAGGCUUGAUUUCCUUUGGAAACUUCAGGCUACUGAAGAAAAGGAGGAGAUGGAGGAACUGCAGGCCUACAACAGGCGCCUUCUCCAUAACAUUUUGCCCAAGGAUGUGGCAGCCCACUUCCUUGCACAGGAGCGGCGGAAUGAUGAGCUCUAUUACCAGUCCUGCGAGUGUGUAGCUGUCAUGUUUGCCUCUAUCAGUAACUUCUCAGAAUUCUAUGUAGAGCUAGAGGCCAACAACGAAGGGGUGGAGUGCUUGAGGCUCCUCAAUGAAAUAAUUGCUGACUUCGAUGAGAUAAUAAGCGAGGACCAGUUUCGACAACUGGAAAAAAUAAAAACUAUUGGCAGCACAUACAUGGCUGCUUCCGGCCUUAAUGAUUCCACCUAUGACAAAGUGGGCAAAACGCAUAUCAAGGCUCUGGCUGACUUUGCAAUGAGGUUGAUGGACCAAAUGAAAUACAUCAACGAGCAUUCGUUCAACAACUUCCAGAUGAAAAUAGGGCUCAAUACUGGCCCAGUGGUAGCUGGGGUCAUAGGAGCACGCAAGCCCCAGUAUGAUAUAUGGGGGAACACUGUGAAUGUAGCCAGCCGAAUGGACAGCACAGGAGUCCCUGACAGGAUUCAGGUAACUACAGAUAUGUAUCAGGUUUUAACAGUUAACAGCUAUCAGCUAGAGUGCAGAGGAGUCGUUAAGGUCAAAGGUAAAGGAGAAAUGACCACCUACUUCCUAAACAAAGGCCCGCCAGCAAGUUAGCAGCAGUGGGCUAAAGUGACUCGUGAAUGGCUUGAUUUGAUUCAAACACAAUAGUGAGUCAGAGAAAAACCUGCUGUUUAGCAGUGAACCUAAUCAGAAGGCAUAGAUGACGAUUUCAUGUGAUGCCUUUCUAGCAGAACUGUGUGCAAGAAGAAACAAAGCACACCCUUCAGAAGUUACCUAGCACUGCUGUGAAUUUUCUCUAGAUUGCGUGCAAACGAAUUGACCAAAGAUUUAUCCUUAAUGGAAUUCAGAGGUGGAGACAUGGAUUUGUGAUCUUCAACGAGGCUGCUAUGCAGGACUUAAAGAUAAUUAUUUAUUUGAAGUAACACAGUGUUUUUACUUGGUUGAAGUAUGAUUCACUGCAAUGAAAGGGUGUGGGGGGUGGUGGACGUGAACAGCAGUACUUUGGAAAGGCUGUGCACUACUCCCAUACUAUUUCUGGUCUGUGCUGUCAGCGCCUUGAAAUGUGCCACUGUUCUUUUAUUAGCUAUUUUGAGUGGGCUUUUAAAAUUAAAAAAACUACCGCCCACUAUUGCUCUAUACAAAGGGCCUUUUUUAAAUGACACCAUCAGUAAUGUUUUUAAAUGGAAAUGAUGCCUUGUCACAUACUCUUGCCAUCCUUACACUUAAAAGAGUUAUGAGGUUGUGUGUGGGUUUUUUUAACUGCAAUGCAUGGACGGACAGGACGAAUGCAACGGAUCAAGGCGAGGAACACACAACACUUUAGAUGUGUAUUUAUUAAAUGAAACUGUCUUCUCGUGCCUGUUCGGCAUAUAGCGGUUGACAUGUGCAAGACAAGCUGUCAGCAUGAAACACUCGGAGAGGGAGAUUCCUCUGAAAUGUUGGGGGUGGGGGGUGGGUUGUUGGAGGGUUGUUUUUGUAUUUUGUAAUAUGGAAAAUACUGAGAUUUAACAGAUAUACCAAAAUUAUAUAUUUUGAAAAGGAUAUUAUUAGACAGUCGUUCCCGCUGAGCAACAGUGGUCCUUGUGUGGAUGUGCUGGAGUGGGGGGUGCACUCAGCCAUUGUGGGUAUGGUGAGGGUUCAUAUCCAGCAACCGACCUGAGCACCUGGCACAGCAUCUAGCAGCUGUUGAGCAGGGCAGACCAGGGGCACCUUGACUCAAUCCUGUCACCCCUACCAUUUGAUCAGCACCUGACACAGAAACCCCUCUCUGAUUAUUGAUAAACAACUAUAGGAAGAGGGGGGAAAGGGCAGUUAGGGUGACUCCCUUUCUCCUUCCCUGCCGGCAAGAUGUCUCGGUCCAGGAAAUGUCUUCUCUCCCGCUCUGACAACUUUGUGAGGCCUGCAGUGGGCAUGUGGCCAUCUGCUGUGCAUGCAGUUAUUUGGAUUGGGGCCAGAGGGCUGUGCACACAAGGGCACAUUGGGUUGUGUACAUAAGCUACUGAAUUGUGCGAUACUCUUUUCAUUAUUUUCUGAGUUACAGACUUGGCAGUUUUCAAUCAGAUGGCAUACACUCUAGCAAACAAGCAAAAAAACCCCAAAACUUAUAUGUUGUAGGGUGGGAAAACCUAUUAUUAAAUGGACAAAGAAAAUAAAGAGCUGUCACUGCUGCAAAUAGUAUUCAUUCCUGGCAUUUGAUGGUGCUGAGUACGUGUUCAGAAUUCUGAAGCUGCUGUUUAUCAAGAGUGAGUAUUAUGACAAAAGCCCAUUCAAGUGUUGAUCUGAACUUGUAGCAGAAGAGGAACAAGAAAUCACAUCAAUAUUUUAUUUUUGAGAGACUGUUUACAGUUUAUCACAGAUGUCUGUAUAACCAAGUGCCACAGAAUAGUACCUUGAAAUGUAACACUCCUAGACUGAUAUUGUGGGAGCUGAAUGCCAUUAUUGAGAUACAUUCUAUAGACUACUGUCUGAACAUUUAGACUAUGGGCUGGUUCAGAUGCAACAUGGAACCUCAGUUAAAGGCAGGUUCCGCACAGUGUCCCUCAGCCUUGGAAGCAUGCACUUCCCACUCCCAUGCAAGCAUCAACUUCCCAUCUAGUUUAGGAUAAGCCAAGAGUGGUCAUCACACCAACCAGUUCCGUCUUAUUGUAACAUACUUGCGUCAGAGAACCUCAGAACUGGGUUGAAGUGGGCUUCAGAUUUCAAGUUCAGUGAAGCAAGGAGGUUAGAACAAGCCAUGGUUGAUCAGUAUAGGCAAGUUUUGGCUUUUCCUAUACUAGACAGAAAGUAGAUGCUUGCUUGCACAGAGAUGGGAGGGAGCCUGCACUUCCAUGGCUGAGGGAUGUCAUGCGAAGCUUGACUUGAACAGAGGCUCUCUCUGUGUGACACCCGAACCAGUCCACUAUCUGAUUGCCAAACACCAAUUAAUACUGAUGGAUCCAUUGAAGAUGCCGAGACAGCCUAACCUACAUAAGAAUUUUGUUUUUAGGGGGGGUGGGCUGUUAAAAAUACACGAGUCAGUUAAAUGUAUUUUGAAGCCAACGUUCCCUUCAUAGUUUUUCUUUAAAAUAAAACCCAUAUAAAUGUUUUUUAAAUACCUAUAUUUUUAUAUUCAAGUAGAGGGGAACUUUUGAUAUGGAAUUUGGCUAUCAUAUAAUGACAAACAUUGUGACACUUGAUUCGGCCCACUUCCAACUCUCCCCUGAGCAGAAUUUCUAUAGUAUUCACAAACUAGUGCUUGCCCGUGCUAGCAGUUAGGAAAUAGGGGCUUCACGUUUUUCUUCCACCAAGCAAUCAGUAAAAAAAACCCUAGUCUCAAAGAAUGGUCAUAUUGUUCAACACCAUUGUAGCAUCAAUCUGUUUUAAAAUAGGGCUCCAGUAGCAUCCUGCUUCCUUUACCUCCUCUCUCUUUCCACUAGGGUGCCUCUAGGAAAUGUAUAGUUGCCUGGCCUGACCUGGAAAACUGCCAAGUCUGCCCUUGUACUAUAUUUUGAACCUCUUUAAAAAAAAAAAAAAUCCUGUCUAAUUUGCAAAGGUCUUUCGCUUUACACAGUACUGCAGCUUCUUCACCACCUUCUACCAUUUGUUUUCAUUUACUACUCCCAAAUUUGAAUUAAUACCACAACAUAGGAUCAUCUUUUUGUUGUUGUUUUUAGGUUUGCCUCCUGCUUUGAAAUGUGCAUUCUUAACAUUUGAGACCACCUUGCGCGAUUGUGUUGUCAAUGAAAUUUUCGGUCGCCUGUAUCUCUGACUGUGAUUGUUGACUGUGUCAUGAUCAUUUCAAGGGGUAUGCACUCUUUAUUCUGGCUCUUGCAAAAAUUGAUACAGUUAUGAUUUCCCAUGGAAAUUGCAAUCUGUUUAAGUAAUUUAACAACUAUAUUAAACACUGUUUCACUCGUGAA
Molecule: messenger RNA, 6977 nt
Organism: Hemicordylus capensis (graceful crag lizard)
Lineage: Eukaryota; Metazoa; Chordata; Lepidosauria; Squamata; Cordylidae
Gene: ADCY5
Product: adenylate cyclase 5
Exons: 21
Coding region: 19-3672 (1217 amino acids)
Biological process (GO): intracellular signal transduction; cAMP biosynthetic process; adenylate cyclase-activating G protein-coupled receptor signaling pathway
Cellular component (GO): plasma membrane
Molecular function (GO): adenylate cyclase activity
Source: RefSeq, a predicted model, not a curated record